AUGUCAAGGUCAAUCACCCUGGAGCAGAUCCUCAGUGUCCUUAGGUCAUCUAGUGUUCCAGAAGAACGCAGCAAUGAUGUCAAAUCAAAUUUCUGGGCGAGUUACAAGAAAGCUGCAGAUGAGUACGAUGACGCUUUCCUCGAACGAGCCCAUGAUAAUAUAGGCGUUAUCCUGAAUUUUGCUGGUCUACUCUCAGUCGUCAUCUCUACAUUCAUCGGUGGAAUGCAACCUGACUCUGGAGACACUACCAAUGCCCUCUUGGUGCAGCUAAUUCAAGUCAGUGUUGACGGGCCAAGUGCCGUAGAUGACAUCAGCAAUCUUUCCUCAACUACGGGCUAUUCUUCUUCGACCGUCUGGGCGCAGACCCUUGCCUAUAUUGGCCUAGCGCUUAGUAUGUUGGCUGCGUUCGGGGCAGUUGUGGGAAAGCAA
Molecule: messenger RNA, 429 nt
Organism: Suillus subalutaceus
Lineage: Eukaryota; Fungi; Basidiomycota; Agaricomycetes; Boletales; Suillaceae
Exons: 2
Source: RefSeq, a predicted model, not a curated record